AGCACACACUGCACUGUGGAUACAGCUGCCGGAAAGUGUUAAGACAUUUAUUAAUUCCUCUUUGAGCUGUUCUCAUAAGUCUCUAAAACGGUUUUACUGGCGUCAAAAUGAACACGAGUCAGGUGAACGCUUCACUCAAGUGCGAGCGGGACACUAGAGUAAUAUCUGUACUCUUCCCUUGCCUGUACACGGCUCUCUUUCUGAUGGCUGUUGUGUUGAACAGUCUAGCCGCCUGGAUCUUCUUCCAAAUCCGCAGCAGCUCAACGUUUGUCGUGUACCUGAAGAACGUAGUCGUGGCCGAUCUACUGAUGACCCUCACCAUACCCGUGAAAGCGCUGACCGAUGCGGGCUUGGGUUCCUGGCAGCUCCGGGCUUUUCACUGCCGGUACUCAGCUGUGCUCUUCUAUAUCACUAUGUACAUCAGCAUCCUCCUCCUCGGAUUCAUCAGCUUGGACCGGUACCUAAAGAUUGUGCAUCCGUUUGGGAGAUGUGCUCUUCAGAGGGUCAGGGUAGGUCAGAUACUGUGCGCAGUUAUCUGGGUGGUUAUGUUGUCGCUGGCUCUGCCGAACGUCAUCCUGAGUAACCAGAUGCCACAGAUUCCCUCUGGCGGUAGGCUGCGAUGCACCAAGAUGAAGGGGAAGAUGGGACUCAUGUGGCAUGAAGGCUUUAACUACUUUUGCCAGUUUGUUUUUUGGGGUACACUGGUGCUUAUGGUCGUCUGCUACACAUUCAUCAGCAGGAAAGUGUUUGAAUCGUACCGUGCGUCACAAAGCAGCAGUGACACAGCCAGCAAAAAGACCACAUCUAAGGUGUUUGUGGUUGUGGGUGUUUUCUUCGUAUGCUUCGCACCCUACCACCUGGCCCGAGUCCCAUACACCCUGAGUCAGACCCGCAAUACUUCUGCCCAGUGCUGGGCCCAAAACCAGCUGUAUUUUGCCAAAGAGAUCACGCUGUGGUUAUCAUCUACUAACGUGUGCCUGGACCCUCUCAUUUAUGUUUUCCUGUGUCGAGUCUUCCGCAAGAAGCUCACAGCCACGCUGAGCCGCCGUCCGCUCCCACAGGGCACAGUGACAGACACCACCACCAAAAUAGAGAUGCCAAACAGAGGCCACUGUAACGCCAACAUGGGUUUAGAUUGUCAUUAACAAUCUUCCCCCUGAUAGCAAUCAACCAUUGAAUCAAUGUUUAAAAUUGUUGAUUUGUCAAUGUUAAUUGCACUGAACCAAAAUCAAAAUCACGUUUGCACCCACAAUUAAUGUUUAAUAAUAUUUCAACAAACCACCAUUGAUGUGAUCAGUGUUUGCUUUACUUGGGCUCUUCAUUCUUUGUACUUUAAUAACACAUUGUGUUAAAAUACAUUUGUUAAGGCAGUGAAAACUAGUGAUGGUGAUUUUAAUCAUUGCUCACAGGUGCGUUGUGUAUUUAUGUGUGGAUAAUAUGUGAUAUUACGGUGUGAGAUUAAAGCAGUGGUACAACUAUCAUACUUUACUUUUUUUGUACAGCAAAAUCUAAACAUUCACUUGUUUUAAUAUUUUAAGGAAAUAUGAAUUGUAAUGUAGAAUUUUAUGUUUUUAUUUUUAAUUUUAUUACAUACACACACGGGGGAACCAGAAAUAAUGAAAUAAAAAUGACUCUCUUAUACCGCACAUCACUCUCUUUCUUGCAAUUUGAAGUGCUAAAAAGUAAAUAGUGAAAAAGCUUUGUGCAUCAGUUCAUGAAAUACAUCAGUGACAGGGUUAUUUUUCUUGUCUUUAAGUGUGCUUCAUUAUCUGAUACCACAGUCAUUUCCUUUCCAGUAAUCUUGCCCUUACCAACUUGUCUUGCUGAGAAAAGUGUUUUCUGUUGAAGCAGAAAGUGUCAGCUUAUUAAAGCUGGUAAAAGUGGGGGAAAAUUUUGAAUUUAAAACAAUGCAUUAUACUAUCGAAAAUGUUUUAAUAUAAAUUACCUAUUGUGAUCAACAUAGAAUUGGGGAGAAAGCUAUUUUUUUCAGAAUGUAUUAGUAGAACGUGUGGUUAAAUGUACUUGAAGGGACUUUUCACUUUUACACUUGUAGCACUUACACUUUGUGCAAUUUGUGCUGACUGGAAUAAAUGUAGUGUUUUUGUGACUUUGUGUUUCUAAUGAUAUUCACAGUGGUGGCAA
This is a messenger RNA of Labeo rohita (rohu), 2142 nucleotides long. It is a transcript of the gene p2ry13, whose product is annotated as purinergic receptor P2Y13. NCBI's taxonomy places the organism in Eukaryota, Metazoa, Chordata, Actinopteri, Cypriniformes, Cyprinidae. The record is from RefSeq and is a predicted model, not a curated record. Bases 108 to 1145 code for a protein of 345 amino acids. Gene Ontology annotation, molecular function: G protein-coupled purinergic nucleotide receptor activity. The transcript is spliced from 3 exons. Gene Ontology annotation, biological process: G protein-coupled receptor signaling pathway. Gene Ontology annotation, cellular component: membrane.